This is a messenger RNA of Hirundo rustica (Barn swallow), 1818 nucleotides long. Its product is annotated as proprotein convertase subtilisin/kexin type 5-like. NCBI's taxonomy places the organism in Eukaryota, Metazoa, Chordata, Aves, Passeriformes, Hirundinidae. The transcript has 10 exons. Bases 378 to 1685 code for a protein of 435 amino acids. The record is from RefSeq and is a predicted model, not a curated record.
GCUCCUCGCACGGAUUCCCGCAGUUCUGUGAGGGGAGAUCUGCUCCUCCGGGUGCCUGCUGUGUGCUCUGCUCUGAGGAGGCCGGGUCGUCUCAGGAGCCGAAUAUAAACCCCCCUUUGUUGGGGAGACGUUGACUUGACUGAGCCGCAUGAUCGGUCAGGUGACAAAAUUGGGCACAAAAGCGGAGGAGAAUGAGAGCUGGGUGAGGGCGUUAGCGGCUGAUCUUGCCUCUUGACAGGCUGUGUUACUCCUCAGGGAAAAAUGAGCGCCUGGCCCCGUCCUCUGCUGUGGAGCUUAACCAUGGUGUGUUUAACAGGCAGUUCUCACACCCGUGAGUCAGACCUCCUGGACACUGGCAUCUACUUAUUUGUGGCCUCAUGGACCCACUAAUUUAUUUCCUCGGUAUUGCUUUAGGCCAGACAACCAGCACUGAGGUCCCAGUUGCAUCCACCCCAGCACCUCCCAGUGCAACCAGCGCCGAGGUUCCCAUUGCUUCAACCCCAGCACCUCCCAGUGCAACCACUGCUGCAGCCUCUGCUCCCCCAUCUGCUCCUGCAACGCUCUCAGCUGGACUCACCCCAACCACUGCAAACCCUGCUGCACCCACAGCAGCUCCAUCUGCUGAUCCAAGCACAAAAACCCCUGCCCAGACUCUGCCCCCCACCACGGGGACCGUUCCCACCUCUGGCAGCAGGGCCACCGCUCAGGCAUCUACAGCACUGACAGCCGCACCCAGCAGUGCCCCAGCGUCCCCUCCAGGGGUGACCACAUCCUCUGGGGUCCCAUCAUCAGCCCUGCUCCCCAGCACCCCUCAGCCCUCCAACUGCAGCAGAGUGAAUGUGACAGCCUGUGCCCGCUGCCCCCCAGGGACUGUCCCCACCCAAGGCACCUUGAGCUGCUCGUGCUGCGCGGAGGGCUGGUGCACAGACCCCAGUGCCUGCAGCCCCUGCCCACCAGGCCACUACCAGCCCCAAAGUGGGCAGCCAUCCUGCCUGCCCUGCCCACAGGGGUAUUACACCAGCUUCCCAAGGAGCACUGUGUGUCUUCCCUGCCCACCAGGACAUUUUGCUAAUGAGUCUGGGGCUGCAGCCUGCAGAGCCUGUGAGCGAGGCUAUUUUAGCUCCGAGCAAAAUGCAGCUUUUUGUCUGCCUUGCCAGCCAGGAUCGUUUUGCAACACCACCAGCUGCUCGGCCUGUCAGUCCUGCGCCGGGGGACAGGAGGCUCCUCAGGAGGCGUCGGAGGGGUGCGAGUCCUGCAAGCCAGGUACAUUCAAAGGUCCCAGCGACAGCAGAUGCAAGGCCUGCAGGACAGGAGAGUACCAACUACAGCGGGGCAAGGAGAGCUGUGACCCGUGCCCAGAAAACCACUACUGCCCUAGCCCAGAUGUGAGCCCAGUCAAGUGCCCUUCUGAUGCCUUCUGCCCCAGGGGCAGCGUGGAGCCCACCUACUGCAUGGAGCUCUUCCUGUACAAGGCCGGGGACUCCUGCCAGCUGACCCCUGCCACGGUCAUUGUCCUGGCCACCUUCUCAGCAGGUGGAAUCCUUGUUGUAUUUCUGAUAAUCCUGAGAAGGCGGCAAGAGCAUGGCAAGAGAUCCUUGAAGUGGCUGUUGCUGCCCCAGGGCUCGGGAGGACACCCCACGUACGGGGGCACGGAACACACAGAGCCAGUCUAUGCUGGCUGGUAGCACAGGCCAUGGCCAGCAGCCCCCUGCCUCUCCUUCCCCUGGGCCAGCACAGAUGUGGGCAAGGUGUUUAACCACGAGCAACCUAUUUCUGUACAGCUAAAAUCAGUACUGGGAAAUAAAACUCAGUUUUUGA